Xenopus tropicalis (tropical clawed frog) is the source of this 1368-nucleotide messenger RNA. Its product is annotated as vegetative cell wall protein gp1-like. The transcript has 4 exons. The coding region runs from base 1 to 1233 and encodes 410 amino acids. The record is from RefSeq and is a predicted model, not a curated record. NCBI's taxonomy places the organism in Eukaryota, Metazoa, Chordata, Amphibia, Anura, Pipidae.
AUGGUCUCCACCUUCCCAGAAGCAGUCAGCGGUGCACCUAUACGUUGCGUUCCCACUAACAUAAAGCUUCCCGUGCAAGGAGCACCAGGCGGGGGAGGGCCGUGCCGGAUUCGCAUACUCUUUACCAAGCCGCCAUUCAUCCAUUCCCCAAGAAAAGGAGAGACCCCUAUGCUGAAGAUUUCUGCCCACAAAGGAGGCUUCUCCAGAAGGAGGUUGUAUUUAAUAAAGAUGUUCACAAAGAGCACAACAGGGUUUAUCAAUUUCCAGGAAAAUAAAUAUUUCCCAGAUAUUAAAUGUGAAAGUGACUGGGAGAGCAAUUACUUACCUGGUCCCACCCUGAUACAGAACUGUAUAAAAGGCCCAGUCCCACAGUCCCACAUCCCUGCAGCACCCGGAGGCACCGACAGACCCAUUCCCCCCCCCACUGCAGCACCCGGAGGCACCGACAGACCCAUUCCCCCCUGCAGCACCCGGAGGCACCGACAGACCCAUUCCCCCCUGCAGCACCCGGAGGCACCGACAGACCCAUUCCCCCUGCAGCACCCGGAGGCACCGACAGACCCAUUCCCCCUUGCAGCACCCGGAGGCACCGACAGACCCAUUCCCCCCUGCAGCACCCGGAGGCACCGACAGACCCAUUCCCCCCUGCAGCACCCGGAGGCACCGACAGACCCAUUCCCCCCUGCAGCACCCGGAGGCACCGACAGACCCAUUCCCCCCGCAGAAAGGAAGUGGAAAGUGGAGCGUGUGAAUGGAAACUCAAGACAAGGAAUCGUGUCAGCAAGUCCAUCGGCUCUUCUGAAAAUGAUUGACACUUUUGACCGACCACCCGAGGCUUCUGCAGUUGGUCCCUAUGCUGGGGCUGGUACCUAUGCCAACGGAUUCAAAAUUGCACCUGGGAAAUGGAUCCCCAAGGCUGGAGCCUACGCUGGCGCUGGGGUUGGAAAGGCCAGAGCUGCCGUUAGUGUGUUAGAGGCCGAGGCCAAAGGCCCCAAUGCCUCAGCUGGAGCCGAAGUCAGUGCUUUUGGAGCUGGGGCAAUGGCCAAAGCAGAAGUGGGAAGUGUUUCCGCCACUGCCGGCCCUCUCUCUGCAACACUUGGCCUUGGGGUGAAUACUGGGGUGCAGGUGGGUUUGGAUGGGGUUGAGACGAAGAUCUUUGGCACUGGGGUUACACUGGGACCCAGACCAAGCAUUUCUUUUGUUGGGUCUGAAGUUGCAUGUGUUAUUUCAUAAGACCAUCUAUGGUUAUAUUCUGGGUCCAAAAAUGCAGGUUCUUGAUAUAGGCAAUGAACUUUGUGUUGGACUCAAACUUGAUGUGAGGGGUUGGAAUGUGAUAUUAAGGUUUGAUUAAACUUCAUUAGGGGCCAA